Molecule: messenger RNA, 1647 nt
Organism: Hippoglossus stenolepis (Pacific halibut)
Lineage: Eukaryota; Metazoa; Chordata; Actinopteri; Pleuronectiformes; Pleuronectidae
Gene: echdc2
Product: enoyl CoA hydratase domain containing 2
Exons: 11
Coding region: 205-1203 (332 amino acids)
Biological process (GO): fatty acid beta-oxidation
Cellular component (GO): mitochondrion
Molecular function (GO): enoyl-CoA hydratase activity
Source: RefSeq, a predicted model, not a curated record
CAUUUCAGACGCCCCAACAACACACUGACAGAGUUUUGGAUGGUGGAGUGUAUAUACUACCUGUUUGCUCUCUGCUGCGUCACUGCUGGUUUUUAAGUCGCUCCUCCUCUGACCGGAAGAAACCUGCUCCAAACAUCCAUUUGUAAGAACUCUAUCACGCCGUCUUCCUGCUUCGGGAAACGAAACAAUAAAGCCUCUGACAACAUGACGACGCUGCUCCGCAGAGUACCCGGGCCCAGGGGUCCAUUGUGGCGGUGUCUGGGUGCAAUUCUGCGGGGAACGCACAUCCGAACCUCCCAUCUGAUUCAGCGGGACGGAGCGCGAAUGCUGGCCGGUGUCAGGCUCCCUUUAGCGGGACACAGUCGCGCUCACCGCCGCUGGCAGCACACGGAGGCGGCGGAUCGUGCAGAGGUGGAUUUGAAGCGGUUAGAGGAGGGAGACGAUGGAAUCGUGGAGGUGGUGAUGUGUCAACACAAGGCAAAAAACGCUCUGGGCCAUGUGUUUGUGUCACAGAUGAGGGAGCUGGUGUCCACUCUGUCCACUGACUCCUCGGUGCGAGUGGUCGUCUUCAGGAGUUUAGUCCCCAGGGUUUUCUGUGCAGGUGCCGACCUGAAAGAGAGAGCGUUGAUGAACAACUCUGAGUCGGACCUGUUCGUUCACGGCCUUCGUUCGCUCAUGACUCAGAUCGCAUCGUUGCCCAUGCCAACCAUCGCAGCCGUGGAUGGCGUUGCCCUGGGAGGUGGACUGGAGCUCGCCCUGGCCUGUGACCUCCGCACUGCUGCGUAUUCGGCACAGAUGGGUCUGAUUGAGACGACACGGGGGCUGCUCCCAGGGGCGGGGGGCAGUCAGCGGCUGCCCAGGACUGUCGGCAUCACUCUGGCCAAAGAGCUCAUCUUCACAGGUAAGCGUGUGGGGGGGCAGGCAGCGCUGGAGAUGGGGCUCGUAAACAGAGCAGUGGAGCAGAACCAGACAGGGGAUGCUGCCUACAGAGAGGCACUCAGCCUGGCCAGAGAGAUACUGCCCCAGGCUCCUAUCGCCGUGCGAAUGGCUAAAGAAGCGCUGAACAGAGGCGUCGAGGUUGACAUCACUUCAGCGAUGGCUAUAGAAAGGAUGUGCUAUGCUCAGGUCAUCCCCACGCGGGACAGACGGGAAGGGAUGGCCGCCUUCAUAGAGAAGAGACCUCCACGCUACACUGGGGAAUAGACUCGUCUCAGUUGUCAUGUUUCUCUCUCACACAGAUGCACGCUGCUCCCUAUGACCUCACGUCUGAUUGACAAUUAACACCCCGUGUCUGUAUGUACAUGUCCUAUUUGCAUUAUAACAUCCAAUUGGAGUUGUCACAGCAAUAUGACAGACAUAGAGCCCAAAGACACAUGUUCUGGGUUCCAGUGUAAACAAGUAGUAGCAACUCAUGUGAACAUAGUCAAAAUAAUGUCAAUAGUGGGAAUAUUGCAAUCCAGGCAGUCUGUGUCAACACAUUAGUUUUAGUUGGCUUUAGUAGUGACUUUCAGGAUUAGACUGACAAAUCACAACAGCAUAAUAUGACCUCCAAGAUUUUUACCAUUACCUCUCUAUACUUUGAUUUAUAGGAACAUCAUCUCUGGAAGAGACUGCAUUAAAAAGGCAACACAAGUGUCAUCUCCAGUU